CCUUCCGGCGCGCGGCUGCCCCAUCCCAGGCCCGCCGGGCCUUGGCGCGUAGGCCGCCACGGCCGCCAGUGGCGGCGCGCAGGCCUCCGGGCGGGCGGGCCUCCGGCGGUCUCGGACGCCGGGAUCCCGUGCGCUUUGCCCACCCGCCCGCGAGGCCCUAGCCGAGCUUCGCCCUCGGAGCCGCGGCAGGGCCCGAAGACCCCGACCAGCCCCGACUCCACGGAGGAGGAAGAAAACGUUCCGCUCCGGUGCGAGGCGCACGCCGAGAGAGGGCAGAGAAGUUAUCCUGCACAGUGACAGGAGGAACCAAGAACUUUAGGCACAGCAGCUACUGCAAGGAAAUGUGGACCCCAGGCCUCAGAAGCACCUGUUGAGAGGACCAGUUCUCCCUGCAGCCCCCAAGUGAUGGAUGGCUUCAGUCCGCUGGCGGAAAGCAAGCCAGCCCAGCUGCAGAAUGUGGCUUGUGUGACCCGCUGAGGACCGCGUGCCGUGCAUCGCUCCAGGGGCAAGAGCAUGAAAAACGCCCACCCCCAAGGCUUCGCGCAGGCCCUUGCAGGCAAAGUUACUGAAUGGCUGACAUUUGACAACAUGCACCACCAGUGGCUUCUGUUGGCUGCUUGCUUUUGGGUGAUUUUCAUGUUCAUGGUGGCUAGCAAAUUCAUCACGUUGACCUUUAAAGACCCUGAAGCCUACAGUGCCAAGCAGGAGCUUCUGUUCCUGACAGCCGUGCCAGCCGCGGAGAAGCUGCCGGGAGAGAGGCUCUUCCCUGAGGACUUGAAGCCAACUGGGAAAAUGCUUUCAGACAGCCAGCUUGUUCAGACCCUCGUCUACAUGGAGCGCCUGGAACUCAUGAGAAAUGUGUGCAGGGACGAAGCCCUGAAGAAUCUCUCACACACCACAGUCUCCAAGUUUGUCCUGGACCGAAUAUUUGUCUGUGACAAACACAAGAUUCUUUUCUGCCAGACCCCCAAAGUGGGCAACACCCAGUGGAAGAAAGUGCUGAUCGUGUUAAAUGGAGCCUUUCCUUCCAUCGAGGAGAUCCCCGAAAAUGUGGUUCAUGACCACGAGAAGAACGGCCUUCCUCGUCUCUCCUCCUUCAGCGAUGCAGAGAUUCAGAAGCGCUUGAAAACAUACUUCAAGUUUUUUAUCGUAAGAGAUCCCUUCGAAAGACUGAUUUCUGCAUUUAAGGAUAAGUUUGUUCACAAUCCACGCUUUGAGCCUUGGUACAGACAUGAGAUUGCCCCUGGAAUCAUCAGGAAAUAUAGGAAGAACCGGACAGAGACCAGGGGCAUCCAGUUUGAAGAUUUUGUGCGCUACCUGGGUGAUCCAAACCACAGAUGGCUGGACCUGCAGUUUGGGGACCACAUCAUUCACUGGGUGACGUAUGUAGAACUCUGUGCUCCCUGCGAGAUAAAGUACAGUGUGAUUGGUCACCAUGAGUCCCUGGAGGAUGAUGCCCCCUACAUCUUAAAGGAAGCUGGCAUAGACCACCUGGUGUCUUACCCGACCAUUCCCCCAGGCAUUACCGUGUAUAAUAAAACCAAGGUGGAGCAGUACUUUUUGGGCAUUAGCAAACGAGACAUCCGGCGCCUGUAUGCACGUUUUGAAGGGGACUUCAAGCUCUUUGGGUACCAGAAGCCAGAUUUUUUGCUAAACUAAUAUGUAGGACUGUGAAUUCAAGUAUCUUUGUUAGACCAGGGCUAGCUAGGUGGAGAUCUGAGUACAGAAAUGGCACUUGCGCCAUUGCACUCCUAGACUCCCUCAGUCUCUACAGACCUAUGCCCCUCAGCAGGUGAAGCUGGACCCUGACCAUCAGGCCUUAGUGUGGACAUAGGUACGCUGAGGCCCUCGCCUCUGGCUCCUGCCAGUGCUCUUAGGCCUGGGCUCUCCUCAGAAGGGGGCAAGGAUGAGACACUUUCAGUCUCACAGACCAGGAGGGAGCAUAACACAGCAUCAGAAGCCAUUCUCCUCAGUUGUCAGAGGCAGGCAGGCGCACUGAAGGCUGCCCGGUGCUGGGCACUCCUGCGUGUCCCCAAGGGAUCACAGGAAUGGCACCCAGUGCUUUCGGGGGAGAUGGAGAAGCUCAACAGCCUGAAAAAGGCACAGGGGCUACAACAGGAUCAAAUCUGAGUAAUAAAAUUACACCUCUGGCUUCCAUGUUGGCGCUGCUAUAACCACAGAGGUAAACCAUUCUUUCCCUGACUGUUGUGUUUCUGUGAAGUUCAGGGAUGACAUCUCAGCAGUCCAUCUUUCCAGAACACAUGCCUGUGAACUGGUGGUCCGGAUUUCUGAACCUCUGCCUGCCAAGUGUUUAUCUCAUUCAGCCCAAGAGACACAAUUUUGGAAGAGGGGAGUGUAUAGUCUUUCCACCUGAGAAAGGGAACAUUUUGGGGGCCUUAAAGGGAAUGUGGCAUGGGGAGAGGAAGGGCUGGUUGGUGUGUGGGGCUCAGGCUGCUGUGGUUGCGGGCAUGUCCACCCUGAUUAUUGUCCUCUUGUCUUCAACUGACCCAUCUGGAUAGGCAACAGGGUUCUCUGCCUGUCUCCUCCAGGACCAAAGGCAAGUCCAGGCAACAUGCUAGCAGUGCAGAAUCCAUGAGGUUUACAUAUUUCAGUUCCCUUUCAUCUCAGCAAAAUGCUCACCACGGGGCCUAUUUCUGAUAAUGCCAUCAGCCUGGACUAUAAGUUGGAUAAUCAGGUUCACCAGCAAUAAACCCUGGGCCAAGGCAGCCUCCAGUAAUGCAUCUUCCAGGAACUGACGAGUGUCUCAGGUGCUGUGAGACAGUAAGAGCCCUUGAGAUACGGGACAAUUUCCUGGUGGGACGCUCCUAGUGCCCGAGAGUCCAGCUUUUCUUCCCAACAGCCUCAACCUUCCCUUUAUCAGAAUGGCUUCGUGAGUUUGUAAACGUGAAAGUAAAAUAAAACAUAUGUGCCAAACCUGA
Messenger RNA from Manis pentadactyla (Chinese pangolin), 2939 nucleotides. It is a transcript of the gene CHST10, whose product is annotated as carbohydrate sulfotransferase 10. NCBI's taxonomy places the organism in Eukaryota, Metazoa, Chordata, Mammalia, Pholidota, Manidae. The transcript is spliced from 9 exons. Gene Ontology annotation, biological process: proteoglycan biosynthetic process; carbohydrate biosynthetic process. The coding region runs from base 514 to 1659 and encodes 381 amino acids. Gene Ontology annotation, cellular component: membrane. Gene Ontology annotation, molecular function: sulfotransferase activity. The record is from RefSeq and is a predicted model, not a curated record.